This is a messenger RNA of Fundulus heteroclitus (mummichog), 644 nucleotides long. RefSeq names its product RNA polymerase I and III subunit D (gene polr1d). NCBI's taxonomy places the organism in Eukaryota, Metazoa, Chordata, Actinopteri, Cyprinodontiformes, Fundulidae. The record is from RefSeq and is a predicted model, not a curated record. Gene Ontology annotation, molecular function: protein dimerization activity; DNA-directed RNA polymerase activity; DNA binding. Gene Ontology annotation, cellular component: RNA polymerase III complex; RNA polymerase I complex. Gene Ontology annotation, biological process: DNA-templated transcription. The transcript is spliced from 5 exons. Bases 83 to 427 code for a protein of 114 amino acids.
CUGCCUGUCAGACAAAGCGGAGGGGUAAAAUCCCACGCGGUUCUCAUAUUGACGGACGUAGCGAGACCCUGCAGGCUGCAGCAUGGCCGAGGAAGGCGAAAAGAAACCGGUGCUUGAAAUGGUCCAGGCGGACGGCGCCGACGACGGCUGCGUGACCUUCGUGAUGCACAACGAGGACCACACCCUGGGCAACGCCCUCCGAUACAUGAUCAUGAAGAACCCGGACGUGGAGUUCUGCGGCUACACCAUCACCCAUCCGUCUGAGAGCAAGAUCAACUUUCGCAUCCAGACACGAGGAGGGAUUCCAGCUGUGGAGCCGCUACAGAACGGCCUCAAUGAGCUCCAUGAAGUUUGUCAGCAUGUUCUCAACACAUUUCAGGCAAGAGUGAAUGAGUUCAAAGAAGCGCAGGAGAAACCUAUGGAAUAAAGAUCCCAACGGAAAACGGAAAGAUUCAGCUUUAUUCGACAAGAACUCUUACACUCUCAAAAGUCUGACAAGCGUCAGCUUUAAAUACUUGUACAGUUUUUUUUAUUGUUUUGUUCGAUGCUCUAAGUGAUUUAUAAUGUGUGAUAAACCGGUAUCAGUGUUGCGUUCUGUUACCGUGCUGCCUGAUUAACAAGUAAAAAUAUUUUUAAGCGUAAAA